CAUUGCCUGUUGAAUCUCUCUUCUCCAACUUUUAAUAAUACAUAUCAGAUAUGUUGGCUGCUAUUAACUUUACAGUGGUGCCGUGGUUAUUAAAUGGAUCAAUUUGGUGGUACAGUAUCAUUAAAUGUGAAUCACAGCAUGAGAUGUCAGGACUGUGGGCAGCAGUUCACUCACUGGGAAACCUUCAGAAUUCAUCUUAGUGAACAUGUAAAACAAAAGAGACGAAACAAGAAAAGACAGGUGCAAUCUGUCUCUAAUGGAAAUGACAAUGGCCUGGGAUAUGUUACAAAAAAGAUAAAAGUAAAAGAAACAGACAAAGAUGAAUCCCUUGAUGGUUCUUGUCAGUUAAAACCAUCUGAGAUCUCCUGUUCUGACGUUGCUAUUGUGUCAGAGGAAGAAAAGCCUGUAUUUGCAAAGGCAAACAAGGUCUACGCCUGCGCUGUCUGCGGGAAGGUCUAUUCCUACCUUGAGUCUUUCAGAAAUCACCAGAAACUGCACAUAACUUCAAAAGACCAACAGCCUGAAAUCUGCUGUAAAACAUGUAAGAAAACAUUCAAACGUCCAUUCUCUCUCACACUUCAUCUAAAAUUAAGCAAGAAGUGUGUUCCUGAAGAGCCUUCCGUCCUUCACUGUGAACGGUGUGAUAAAUCUUUUGCCUCUGCUGUGGCUUUCAUGAACCAUCAGGAAAUGCACAAGCAGAGGCCCUUCUGGUGUGAUUCAUGUACUAAAGGUUUCAGAAGUUCAGAGGGAUUGAAAAGACACUUACGUGGCCAUGACAACAAAAAACACACAUGCAACAUCUGCCAGAAGUCCUUUCGGGUUCCAGCCGAACUUCGGUACCAUUACAACAUUCACACUGGUUCUAGGCCUUACACAUGUGAUCUUUGCCACAAGAGGUUCUCGCAAUUAGGAAAUCUAAUUACCCAUCGGAAGAAACACCUGGAGGUCUUUAAAGAAGGAGAAGAUGUUCCCCUCGGGAGGAAGGACACUGGUUUUAGAGGAAAGAAUAGAGUGUCAGUUAUGGAAAAAGUCAUUUUAGGAGAAAUGAAUGUCUUCAAUCGAGAGAAAAAGGAUCCAGUCGUAGAAGACAGUGAUGAGAAAAUCAGUGCCAACAAUGCUACUUUACCUGAGAGUGAUUCAUCUGACUUCUCAUCGGGUGAAAAGCAAAAACAUUUAAAUGAGGCACAGGAAGACGAUUUGCAAGUACAGGAAGUUGAGGGGGACUGGGAGUGUGUUGAAUGUGGUGCACAUUUCAUUGGGGAGUCUGAGCUUCACAUGCAUUAUAUGAAGCAUGCAAGUGGGGAAGUUUGAUACACAGUAUGCUUAUUAUAAAUGUCAUUUUGUGUGACUUGCUCUUUACUCAAUAACUUAAUGUUUCAGUGACCAAAGUCAAUCUUGAUGACACCCAAGUCUAUUAGAUGGCUUUAAAAUGCAAUAGUAUAAUCUUUGGGGGCUGGGUUGAUUUACUGAUUUGCCUUAUUUUCCUUUGGAGACCUUGUACUUUAUUGCUUAAUCUGAAAAUGGUGUAUUUUAGACACUGAUAUCUGCGAGUCCUUAAUUUAGUAAGAAAUUGAAUUUGACACUAACAUUUAUCACUGUUUUUGCAAUCUUGACAUGUUCAUGUCUUUUUCGCAGAGUGAAUUGAGAAUCUUGGUUUGUUGAAAGUGGUCUUUAUAUUUUGUAAAAAAAAAAAAAAAAAAAAGUUAUUUUAUUGCUGUUAACUUGUUAAGAAUUGUUACUUGUUACUGGUUUAGCUUUUUCAAGCUAUUCAUGUCAAUAGACCAUAUGCUAUUAUUCAUAGAAUUUCUCUUGUGUUGAAUAAACAGUUAAGUAAAUCAUAACUUGCAGUCUUAAGUUGUGCUUUACUGAAGAUGUAAAAGCAUUUUUGUUUUUAUUAAGCUUUGUACUUGUAUGUAUCUUGGUUUUAUCAUGCUCAUGGAAAACAGUUCGAUAAGAACUGUUAUAACUGUUGUCCCCGGUGCUUAUUUUCACUUAUGAAUCAUUUGCUCUGAUCUUAUUGGUUGUUCUGUAGAUAUCAGUGUUAAAUAAAUCCCUUAAAAUGAUUCUUGAAAGAUUGAGCCAUUCUUGAACAUUGCUGAAGUUUGCUCUCUAAAGUUGUGAUUUAUUCCUCUGCAAUGAAGUCUAUUGUGUUUGCUUUGCUGGCUGUGGCUGUGGCUUGCAGUGCAGAUGAUAAAAUCAUUGGAGGUUAUGAAUGUUCGCCCAACUCCCAGCCCUGGCAAGUCUACCUUACUUAUGGCAGUGAACGCUUGUGUGGAGCAUCUCUGAUUAAUGAAAGAUGGGUUGUUUCUGCUGCUCAUUGCUACGUUUCACCUUCUCGUCUUACUGUCCACCUGGGAGAGCACAAUGUGUACGUUGAAGAAGGCACAGAGCAGAGGAUUGGGGCAGAGAAAGUGAUUCUUCACCCGAAAUACAAUGAUUUUACAUAUAACAAUGAUUUCAUGCUGAUCAAGCUGAAGGAGCCUGCCAUCUUUAAUGAAUAUGUCAAGCCAAUCCCUCUGGCCACCAGUUGCUCUUCUGCAGGGGAGCAGUGCUUGGUUUCUGGAUGGGGCAAUCAGAUCACCACUGGAGUUGACUAUGCUGCUGUGCUGCAGUGUUUGAAUUUGCCUGUACUGUCAAGGUCACAGUGUGAGGGUGCAUAUGGAUGGCAAAUAACUGAAAACAUGUUCUGUGCUGGAUUCAUGGAGGGAGGCAAAGACUCAUGUCAGUUGAUUCUGGCGGCCCUGUGGUGUGCAAUGGGGAACUGCGAGGAGUUGUUUCCUGGGGUUAUGAAUGUGCUCAGCCUGGCUAUCCUGGGGUUUAUGCUGAGGUUUGCCGCUACACUGACUGGGUCGAGUCCACCAUAGCUAACAAUUAAUUGUUU
This is a messenger RNA of Megalobrama amblycephala (Wuchang bream), 2881 nucleotides long. Its product is annotated as cationic trypsin-3-like. Gene Ontology annotation, biological process: proteolysis. The record is from RefSeq and is a predicted model, not a curated record. Bases 2136 to 2864 code for a protein of 242 amino acids. NCBI's taxonomy places the organism in Eukaryota, Metazoa, Chordata, Actinopteri, Cypriniformes, Xenocyprididae. The transcript is spliced from 6 exons. Gene Ontology annotation, cellular component: nucleus. Gene Ontology annotation, molecular function: serine-type endopeptidase activity.